Molecule: messenger RNA, 1030 nt
Organism: Poecile atricapillus (Black-capped chickadee)
Lineage: Eukaryota; Metazoa; Chordata; Aves; Passeriformes; Paridae
Product: N-alpha-acetyltransferase 10-like
Biological process (GO): N-terminal peptidyl-glutamic acid acetylation
Cellular component (GO): NatA complex
Molecular function (GO): protein N-terminal-serine acetyltransferase activity; protein-N-terminal-glutamate acetyltransferase activity
Source: RefSeq, a predicted model, not a curated record
CUGUCAAUCAAUAGAGCCCUACACGUGAUUGGGCAGCGGGAGGGGCGGGAAGCACGCGCGGAACUAGUCGCUGAUUGGCUGAUGCGCCUGUCAGUCCGGCGGGACGAGCGGGCGGGCUCAGCGCUGAUUGGUCGGGGAGGAACUUCCGCCGGAAGUGGCUCGUGAGGGGACCGGGAGCGGAGCCGGGACCGGGACCGGGACCGGGACCGGGAUCGGGAUCGGGAUCGGGAUCGGGAUCGGGAUCGGGAUCGGGACCGGGAAUCGCGAGCGGCACCGGGAGCCGCAGCCAUGAACAUCCGGAACGCGCGGCCCGAGGACCUGAUGAACAUGCAGCACUGUAACCUGCUCUGCCUGCCCGAGAAUUACCAGAUGAAAUAUUAUUUCUACCACGGCCUCUCCUGGCCCCAGCUCUCCUACAUCGCCGAGGAUGAGAACGGGAAGAUCGUGGGAUACGUCCUGGCCAAGAUGGAGGAGGAUCCCGAUGACGUCCCCCACGGACACAUCACAUCCCUGGCGGUGAAACGCUCGCACCGGCGCCUGGGGCUGGCACAGAAGCUCAUGGACCAGGCGUCCCGGGCCAUGAUCGAGAACUUCAACGCCAAAUACGUCUCCCUGCACGUCCGCAAGAGCAACCGGGCAGCGCUGCACCUCUACUCCAACACCCUCAACUUCCAGAUCAGCGAGGUGGAGCCCAAGUACUACGCGGACGGGGAGGACGCCUACGCCAUGAAACGGGACCUGACCCAAAUGGCCGAUGAGCUGAGGAAGCAGCUGGAGCAGAAGGAGCGGGGCCGGCCCCCCGCCCCCGCCGAGCCCCCCCGGAGUGGGGAUGGGGUCUGCGGCUCGGGGGGCCCCCCCCGCACCCCCCCCCCGGGACCCCACCACGAGGACGGGGGGGGCGACAGCAAAGACGUCAGCGAGGUCAGCGAGACCACCGAGAGCACCGACGUCAAGGACAGCUCCGAGGCCUCCGACUCCGCCUCGUAGCGACCCCCGGGAGACCCCCCAAAAUCCCUGGGACCCCCCCCCG